AUGAUCUUCCCUCCUGCUUUGAGAGUUCAGGGCGACUGUGACCCUGAAGCACCAGUGACCGAGGGCACCUGCUGCUGCCGCCAGGAGAUGUACAUUGACCUGCAGGGGAUGAAGUGGGCUGAAAACUGGCCGAGGGGAGCCGGGGAGUCGGAGAGACCGCGCGCCUGCAGCCGCCGAAGCCUGCGAGCCGAGACCGACUUACACCGGAGGAUCGAUAAGUUCCGUUUCACCCCACCUUUGGAGGACAGCUGCUUCCACUAUGGCUUCAACUCCAACUACCUGAAGAAAGUCAUCUCCUACUGGCGGAAUGAAUUCGACUGGAAGAAGCAGGUGGAGAUUCUCAAUAGAUACCCUCACUUCAAGACUAAGAUUGAAGGGCUGGACAUCCACUUCAUCCAUGUGAAGCCCCCCCAGCUGCCCGCAGGCCGUACCCCGAAGCCCUUGCUGAUGGUGCAUGGCUGGCCUGGCUCUUUCUACGAGUUUUAUAAGAUCAUCCCACUCCUGACUGACCCCAAGAACCAUGGCCUGAGCGAUGAGCACGUUUUUGAAGUCAUCUGCCCUUCCAUCCCUGGCUAUGGCUUUUCAGAGGCAUCCUCCAAGAAGGGGUUCAACUCGGUGGCCACCGCCAGGAUCUUCUACAAGCUGAUGCUGCGGCUGGGCUUCCAGGAAUUCUACAUUCAAGGAGGGGACUGGGGGGCCCUGAUCUGCACCAAUAUGGCCCAGCUGGUGCCCAGCCACGUGAAAGGCCUGCACUUGAACAUGGCUUUGGUUUUAAGCAACUUCUCUACCCUGACCCUUCUCCUGGGACGGCGUUUCGGGAGGUUUCUUGGCUACACUGAGAGGGAUGUGGAGCUGCUGUACCCUGUCAAGGAGAAGGUCUUCUACAGCCUGAUGAGGGAGAGCGGCUACAUGCACAUCCAGUGCACCAAGCCCGACACCGUGGGCUCUGCUCUGAAUGACUCUCCUGUGGGUCUGGCUGCCUAUAUUCUAGAGAAGUUUUCCACCUGGACCAAUACGGAAUUCCGAUACCUGGAGGAUGGAGGCCUGGAAAGGAAGUUCUCCCUGGAUGACCUGCUGACCAACGUCAUGCUCUACUGGACAACAGCAACCAUCGUCUCCUCCCAGCGCUUCUACAAGGAGAACCUGGGACAGGGCUGGAUGACCCAGAAGCAUGAGCGGAUGAAGGUCUACGUGCCCACUGGCUUCUCUGCCUUCCCUUCUGAGCUAAUGCACACGCCUGAAAAGUGGGUGAGGAUCAAGUACCCGAAGCUCAUCUCCUAUUCCUACAUGGCCCGUGGGGGCCACUUUGCAGCCUUUGAGGAACCGGAGCUGCUCGCCCAGGACAUCCGCAAGUUCCUGUCAGUGCUGGAGCAGCAGUGACCACCCCACACCGCCCCCUGCCUCCCUCCACAAGUGCCCUCCAGGCUUUUCUUUGGGAAGAUACCCCUUUUCUGAGGAAUGAGUUUGCCUCCGUCCCCUGCCCAUGCUGGGAGCCCACACUUACCCCCUCACCCCUCCAAGCUCACUCCCCAAUCCCCAACUCUGUGCGAUAAGCAAUAUGGCCUUGAUGAUAAAUGACUUUACU
Molecule: messenger RNA, 1585 nt
Organism: Mandrillus leucophaeus (drill)
Lineage: Eukaryota; Metazoa; Chordata; Mammalia; Primates; Cercopithecidae
Gene: EPHX1
Product: epoxide hydrolase 1, microsomal (xenobiotic)
Exons: 10
Coding region: 1-1380 (459 amino acids)
Biological process (GO): arachidonate metabolic process; epoxide metabolic process
Molecular function (GO): epoxide hydrolase activity
Source: RefSeq, a predicted model, not a curated record